Molecule: messenger RNA, 814 nt
Organism: Sceloporus undulatus (fence lizard)
Lineage: Eukaryota; Metazoa; Chordata; Lepidosauria; Squamata; Phrynosomatidae
Gene: NT5C
Product: 5', 3'-nucleotidase, cytosolic
Exons: 5
Coding region: 42-644 (200 amino acids)
Biological process (GO): pyrimidine deoxyribonucleotide catabolic process
Molecular function (GO): 5'-nucleotidase activity
Source: RefSeq, a predicted model, not a curated record
CCUCUCCUUGUGAGGAGGAGGAGGAGGAGGAGGAGGGAAGCAUGGCUGGCCCUGUGCUGAGGGUGCUGGUGGACAUGGACGGGGUGCUGGCCGACUUCGAGGGCGGGGUGCUGCGGGGCUUCCUGGCCUCCUUCCCCGGGGAGCCCCACCUCUCCCUGGCCCAGCGGAGGGGCUUCUCCGUCCUGGAGCAGUACCGCGCCCUCAGGGAGGACCUGGCGGUCAAGAUAGCCAGUGUGUAUGAGUCACAAGGCUUUUUUCUGGGUUUGGAUCCCAUUCCGGGAGCUAUUGAAGCAAUGCAAGAGAUGAUCCAAAUGCCCAACACCGAAGUUUUUCUUUGCACAACCCCUUUACGGAAAUAUGACUACUGCGUCCAGGAAAAGUACCAAUGGGUUGAAAAGCACUUGGGUCCAAAAUUUGUGGAACGACUAAUUUUGACCAGAGAUAAGACAAUUGUGUCAGCUGAUCUGCUUUUUGAUGACAAGGAUACCAUUAGAGGGGUGGAACCUAAUCCAAGCUGGGAGCACAUCUUGUUCUCUUGCUGUCAUAACAAGCAUCUAAAGCUGGAGCCCCCACGAAAGAGACUGGAGUCUUGGACGGAUGAUUGGAGGGCAAUACUGGAAAGCAAAAGAUCCAAAGUGAAAUAAAAAGACAUUCUCACUAUUCAGCUGACAAUGAAACUGGAAAAAAGGAAACAUACUCAGUUGGCCAACUGAGAUGGGAAAAGAUGUCCCAUCUUCCUCUUGUUUGCAUCAAAAUUGUAUCUCAUCUUGAUUGUGCUUUGAAUUUUUCAAGUUAUUAAACAUUUAAAUCUCUA